Molecule: messenger RNA, 504 nt
Organism: Kockovaella imperatae
Lineage: Eukaryota; Fungi; Basidiomycota; Tremellomycetes; Tremellales; Cuniculitremaceae
Product: putative peptidase
Exons: 4
Coding region: 1-504 (167 amino acids)
Biological process (GO): mitochondrial respiratory chain complex assembly
Cellular component (GO): mitochondrial inner membrane peptidase complex; membrane
Molecular function (GO): serine-type endopeptidase activity
Source: RefSeq, a predicted model, not a curated record
AUGAUGGAUAUCAGCGGUAUCUUAGCCUGGAUCCCCGUUGGAAUAUGCUUCACUAAAUAUGGAUACUCGAUAGCGACCAUCACGGGCGGGUCGAUGGAGCCUACCUUCAAUCCUGGACACACGAGAGGCUCCUCGGAUAAGGACACUGUUCUACUAGAGAAAUGGAGCGUCGUCCUCAGGCGGUUUCGCAGAGGUCAAGUCGUGACGUUAUGGUCCCCGAACGAUCCAUAUCUGCUUACUGCCAAACGUAUCAUAGCCCUUCAGGGAGAUGUGGUGCAGCCAGCCGAUGGAUCGUCAGACCCUAUCCGUAUACCCCGAGGACACUGUUGGGUGGAAGGUGAUUCAAAUGAGAAGACCCGAGAUUCCAAUGUGUAUGGUCCAAUACCUCUGGCUCUGAUCAACGCUCGCGUGUCUCAUAUAGUCUGGCCCAUGAGACGUAUUCGAGCAGUCGUGAAUAGUCAUGGCAAAGCGGAAGAUAGGGUUCUUAUCAAUGAGGGGAAAUGA